Alosa sapidissima (American shad) is the source of this 1783-nucleotide messenger RNA. It is a transcript of the gene serpine1, whose product is annotated as serpin peptidase inhibitor, clade E (nexin, plasminogen activator inhibitor type 1), member 1. The transcript has 9 exons. The record is from RefSeq and is a predicted model, not a curated record. Gene Ontology annotation, biological process: negative regulation of plasminogen activation; negative regulation of vascular wound healing; negative regulation of endopeptidase activity. Gene Ontology annotation, molecular function: serine-type endopeptidase inhibitor activity. NCBI's taxonomy places the organism in Eukaryota, Metazoa, Chordata, Actinopteri, Clupeiformes, Clupeidae. The coding region runs from base 67 to 1239 and encodes 390 amino acids.
UUCACUCAACAGGCACACAUCGGUCUAGAUCUACAAACCCCGAGUUGGACAAGGAACAACCCAAGAAUGCAGUGUGUGUACGUGCUGUUGACCCUCGCCCUCUGCGGCACUGGCCUCUGUAACCUUAUUGAGCAGCAGACUGACUUUGGACUGCGGGUGUUCUCCGAGGCAGCCCGGUCCUCCCCUGACAAGAACCUGGCUCUGUCUCCCUAUGGCAUUUCCUCUGUUCUGGGCAUGAUCCAACUAGGAGCUUAUGGCAACACACUCAAGACAUUAGUUAGCCACAUGGGCUACUCUCUGCAAGAGCGUGGCGCACCCCGUCAACAGCGGCUGCUCCAGCGGGAUCUGGCCAGUGAGGAGUUUGUGGAGCUGGCCAGUGGAGUUAUGGUGGACAGGAAGCUCUUGUUGGAGAAGAACUUCCGCCGAGGGCUGUCCAAGGCCUUCCAAGCCAUGCCACAUCAGCUGGACUUCAGCCAGCCCGAAAAGGCCAAGAACAUUAUCAACAGAUGGGUGUCUGACCACACUGCAGGUAUGAUUCCUCAGUUCCUUCCCAGUGGCGCUUUUGGUGACAUGACAAGACUGGUUCUGCUCAAUGCCAUGCACUUUCAUGGGCUCUGGAAGGUGCCAUUUGACCCCAAGAUGACUCAACCAAUGUUGUUCCAUGGAGCCAAUGGCACAGUGUCAGUACCAAUGAUGAUGAUGACACAGAAAUUUAACUAUGGUGACUUUGUAACACCAGAGGGAGUAGACUAUGAUGUGAUUGAAGUUCCUUAUGAGAGAGAUGCUCUGAGCAUGCUUCUGGUGUCUCCAUUUGAGCGUGACGUACCUCUGUCUGCCCUGACUGGGGAGCUGCGCAGCCACAGGCUCAAAGAAUGGAAGCAGGAGAUGAGGAAGCUCAACAGACAACUGGCCAUGCCCAGGUUUGCUAUUGAUUCAGAGAUGAACCUAAAAUCCACCCUUUGCCAGUUGGGCUUAGGAGACAUCUUCAGCCAAACCAAAGCUGACUUCUCCCGCAUCACCACUGACGAGCCACUGUGUAUAUCCAAGGUGCUUCAGAAAGUGAAGCUGGAGGUGAAUGAGGAGGGAACCAAAGGUUCCUCUGCCACAGCUGCUAUAGUCUUUUCACGGAUGGCAGUAGAGGAGAUCACUCUGGACCGUCCUUUCCUCUUUCUCAUUCAACACAAGCCCACUGGUGCUGUAUUAUUCAUGGGCCAAGUGAACCAGCCCCAGGACCACUAGAUGGACCAAGAACCAAGCACACAUUCUACUCAUUGGCAGAGAUAUCUUCCAAUCAUCUUACUACUGAGAUUUUAUCCAUAAUCCUGACCAAUCCAAGGGGACCCUUUACAUUUUGAAAUAACGGAUGUUUAACUAGGCCUAGGCAAAAAUAGGUUUCAGUUCAGUCACUGUAAUGUCGGCUAAUAGGUCAUCAUUAAUGAAUGAAAAAAAAGCUUACUUUUUUAUCACUUUAUAGUGGUAUAGGCUAUUUAAGGUCUUUUUCUUGUUAACAAAGUUGACAGUUUAAAGUUUUGUGAUUACAUACAAAAUGAAUCCACAACACAAUGUAAUAUUAGGCUGUUUCAGAACAUCUACCCUAUGCAAGCCUUAGUAGCCUAAUAUAUAAAAUGGGUUUGAAACACCCAAGAAAUGUGGAAAUGAGACAGAAUUACUUUGAAGAUGUAUGUAUUUGAUGUUUAUUUUAAUUAUGCUUUUUAUAAAGUGUAUAAAAUGUAUUUGUGCAAAUUGUAUUUUUCAUGCUAUUUAUAAUAAAUAUUUAUUUUUG